UGCAGAUGGCGCAAUCACUUUUAGUGUUGAUCUAUUGGUUAUUUGAUGAUUCCAAAGCUAGCACGUAUGAACUUCACGCGUGACAGUAUAUCGUAUCUCCGCGACAAGAAUCUAUCUGCAGUGGACAAAACUUUUGAUUCAUUGUCAUUACGAUGGAGAACGAACGUAAUUAUGGUGAGAGUGUAAUACACGGUGUGCAAGAAUUGACCAGCGAGGACAAGAAGUAUGCGGCGGAACAUUUGAACGAAACCGAUGAAAAUAGAGAGGACGCCAUCGCAAAAAUUAGAUGUUGGACCGAGAACGAAUUAUGCAUACGAACCGAUAAUUAUCUUAUCUUGCAAUUCUUGAGAGUCUGCAAGUUUAACCUUGAGAAAACUAAGAAUAGAAUGCAAAACUAUUAUAAACAACGAUCCGCCUUACCGGAUUGGUACAUGAAUAAGGAUCCGUUUCAACCGGAACUACAGGAGAUGCUUGAUAUGGGGGUGUGUUUGCCUCUGCGGAAACUGGAUAGUCAAGGAAGAUUGGUUUUCAUCGUACGCCUUUUCCAACAUGAUCCAACAAUACACAAACUAACUGACUUAAUUAAGGUCUUUAUGGCAUUGUUAGAUCUAACAAUGAGGAAUAACGCCACAGCAUCUAUAUAUGGUUUCGCAUUGUACGUUGACAUGACUAAUCCAACAGUCCGUCACAUAAGUCAAAUUUCACCUCUAUUAAUAUGGAAUGGAAUACACGCACUCCAGAGCUGCUUUCCUAUAAGAAUGGGGUCGUUAAACUAUUGCAACACCCCUCCAAUUGUUAAUGGUAUCAUCAAGAUUGCGAGAGCUUGCAUGACAGAGAAACUGAAAAAGAGAUUUCACGUCUAUCCACACAUGUUGCGGAGUUGUUUUAAGGAUAUUCCAUCAGAUAUCUUGCCAAUUGAGUAUGGCGGCACUGAUGGUACAAUUCAGGAAUUAACUGAUUAUUGGAAGAAAUUGGUCGAAAAUAAUCGCGACUGGAUUAUGAGUAAUGAGAAUAAUCAAAUCUAUACACUACAUACCAAUACACUACAUACCAAUAAUAUUUUCGAGCAGUGAAUUCAGAAAAGGUGAUUCAUUCUAUCGGUGGCAUAAUACGAGUGAAAAGAUAAAAGAUAAAAUUAAGGAAAGAUAAUAGUGUAAGUUUAUGUUACUAAAAGUUAUAUGAAUGAAUAAGAAAUAUAUCUCUUCUCACUGUC
Molecule: messenger RNA, 1213 nt
Organism: Wasmannia auropunctata (little fire ant)
Lineage: Eukaryota; Metazoa; Arthropoda; Insecta; Hymenoptera; Formicidae
Product: alpha-tocopherol transfer protein-like
Exons: 6
Coding region: 153-1073 (306 amino acids)
Cellular component (GO): membrane
Molecular function (GO): phosphatidylinositol bisphosphate binding
Source: RefSeq, a predicted model, not a curated record